UAUAUAUACAGAAGGUUGGAGCCUCUGUGCACCCACAUUCUGAGUGCUCAGUCCAAGAAGACACAGGAGAGGAAUGAAGGGCCUGCUGUUGCUCAGUAUGGGGCUGGGCCUGACCUGGGCACUUCAGGAUCAAACCAAUGUUCCCGUGGCGCCGUACUUUGUACCUGAACAGGUGACAGGAUCUUGGCAUACCUUCAAGCUGGCUGCCACUGACCCAUCUGUCGUUGAGGAAGGAGAUGCUUAUCGGUGCUUCAUGACUGGCAUUGUUCUCCUGGACAAUGGUACCCUGAACGUCACCUACUUGCACAGAGAAGAUGGAAAAUGUGUGGAGAAAUUCUACAUUGCAGAGAAGACUGAGACACCUGGACGCUAUACGUUUGACUACCAAGGCAAAAACUUUCUGACUUUUAUGGAUGUUACUGAGGAUUACACCAUCAUAGAUUUGGAAAGCAAAGUGGGCAGCUUAAUUGUGACUGAGCUCCAUGGUAAGUGCUGUUCCCACCCACAGCCUGAAGAAGGCAGAAAAUGUCUGAAGCUAGAGAGGUGGGUGGGGAGGGCGGGGAGAUGGGGGCUGGAGCCACCCUCCCUACCCCAAUUACCCUCCCUACUGAUCUCUUGGUUUCGCUGUGCAUUCAAUCCUGUUGGCUGUAGCCAGGAGUCUGUCCACAAGUGACGUUGGAUGGGACUACUACUUCUCUCACACAUGCAGAAGAGGCAUCUCACCACUGGACAUUGAGGACCUUUCCUUCUCUCGUAAGCUUCCCUUCCUACGUAGAGCUUCCUCUGUGGGGACCGAGCCACAGUAGCUGGGAUGCCUGUUGUAGGCCACAGUGUUGAGGGGAUGGAGGGGUCUGUCUGGGACUUAGGAGAACUAGGGCUGAUCUGAUGAGGGGUCUCUGGAAGGAAAAGGAGACUCGACCUCUGCAUCCACUGUGAUCCCCAACACGGUGUAGUUCCUGAGCUCUGUAGGUGACAAGACUCCUUCCGGUCUUCAUCCCCCAUAUUCUGGCAGACAGAUUUUCCAGGGAGCAUCUGUAAAGUAUAUAUAACUCCCCAGUAUAUUAGCCAGGGUUUUUAAAAGGUGUUGCACCCAGGGCCCAGCCUGAAUGAGAACAUUAAUGGGGCCCAGAAAGACCCAGGAUUUCUCCAGGGCAUUGGGGUGCAUGGACACACACCCUUGCAUGCAUUGGCAUUGUGUGUGUGCAUGCACAUGUACCUCUGCACAAAUCUUGUGUGUACGCACAGUCUGUAUUCCUGGACCCAGGGAUCUCCUGGUCCAGGCUCUCCCCUCAGUUCUGUCUCCUGACUUCCCAGACUGCCUAUCCAUAUCCUCAAGAAAGCAGGGUGAGCCCUAUUAACUCAGGUCCAGCAUCACAGCACAAAGUGUGCAGACAUUCCAUAGGUCCCUCAAAACCCUGGCACUAAGAAUCACACUCUGAGGUGGGGACAGGGCUCAGGGGUGGUUGGAUCUGGGAAAUUAUAGCCCUGUUGGCAAACUCGGUUGACCAUGUUGCUCACCUGGGUGUGAAAGGCCUAGGAGAUAAGAACAGCAACUUGAGGGCAGGAAGGAGGCUGGGCCCUGGGAGGAAGAAACAGAGAGAAACUCCAGGGCACUGAUCCAGAGCCAUGAGCUCUCUAGAAUGUGCAAGUUCCUGUAACCAAUUGGAGAUCAUUCACAGAGCAUCUGCCUUCUCCAGGUGAGUGUGACACACUCUAGUCAGCGUUUCCACAACCCACAUCUCCUGAAGCUUCUGACGUCGUACACUGACCCACUUUUCUCCAAGUAAUAAAUAAACUCAGUAUCUGCUCAA
Messenger RNA from Rattus norvegicus (Norway rat), 1811 nucleotides. Lineage: Eukaryota; Metazoa; Chordata; Mammalia; Rodentia; Muridae. The record is from RefSeq and is a predicted model, not a curated record.